This is a messenger RNA of Cricetulus griseus (Chinese hamster), 999 nucleotides long. Lineage: Eukaryota; Metazoa; Chordata; Mammalia; Rodentia; Cricetidae. The record is from RefSeq and is a predicted model, not a curated record.
AUGGAGCUGGCCCUGCCUGCCAUCCUAUUUAUCCUUUUUCCUGGAGCCCUUUUGGGGGGCGAGAACCUCAGAUUCUACAGUCUGUCUCCUGUGACAGACAGUAGUAGCACUAACCUGGAUUCAGUGUGUGGACGUCCCAGGGCUUCAGGCCGCAUCGUGUCAGGAGAAGAUGCCCAGCCAGGCCAAUGGCCUUGGCAGGUCAGCGUGAGAGAGAAUGGGGAGCACGUGUGUGGGGGCUCCCUGAUUGCUGAGGACUGGGUGUUGACUGCUGCCCACUGCUUCAGCCAGGACCAGCCCUUGUCUGCCUACAAAGUACUGCUGGGUACCAUCUUCUCCUACCCUGAGUCCAGUGAGCCCGGUGAGCUGAGAACUGUGUCCCAGUUUAUCAAGCACCCGAGCUAUUCAGCAGAUGAGCACAGUAGUGGAGACAUUGCUCUGGUGCAGCUGGCUUCAUCCGUCUCCUUCAGUGACUACAUCCUUCCAGUCUGCCUUCCGAAACCUGGAGACCCCCUGGGCCCAGGCACCCAGUGUUGGGUCACUGGCUGGGGAGACAUUGCCACCAAUCAACCUCUCCCACCACCUUUUACCCUGAAGGAGUUGCAGGUGCCUCUUAUUGAUGCUCGAACCUGCAAUGCCUACUACCAGGAGAACUCCGUUUUCAACACAGAGCCCGUCAUCUUUGAAGACAUGCUGUGUGCUGGCUUCGAGGAAGGCAAGAAGGAUGCCUGUAAUGGUGAUUCUGGAGGUCCCCUGGUCUGUGACAUUAAUGGUGUCUGGAUCCAGGCAGGGUUGGUGAGUUGGGGAUCCGACUGUGCUCUGCCCAAGAGACCAGGUGUGUACACCAAUGUCAGCGUCUACAUCUCAUGGAUUGAGAACACAUUGUGGAACUCAACCCCAGAAGUAAAGAGUUUCUCUCUGAGCCUUUCAGUGACCUCAGUCUCUGGCCAGUUCCUGUUCCUGGCAUCCCUGGCUAGCUCCUUCCUCUUCCUGGGGCCCUAA